Molecule: messenger RNA, 4344 nt
Organism: Dendrobium catenatum
Lineage: Eukaryota; Viridiplantae; Streptophyta; Magnoliopsida; Asparagales; Orchidaceae
Product: polyadenylation and cleavage factor homolog 4
Exons: 7
Coding region: 288-3593 (1101 amino acids)
Biological process (GO): termination of RNA polymerase II transcription
Cellular component (GO): cytoplasm; mRNA cleavage factor complex
Molecular function (GO): RNA polymerase II complex binding; mRNA binding
Source: RefSeq, a predicted model, not a curated record
GUUUCGAAGGAGCCGCCGUUGGCUCCAUCUUCCUCCUCCUUCACCUUAGCUACUUCUCAAAACCCACUCUCUCUGUCUCUCUCUGUUUCUCUUUAACUCUCUCUACUCCAAUUUCUCCAUAACCCUUCUCCUGCUUCCUCCUAGAUCCUCUCGCAGUUCGCGAUUAGGGUUUCCUUUGUUGUAGUCGGCUUUCGUCGCAUUGAUCUCUGGAUAUCAUGCCCCUAUGCUUCUUCAUUUGUUACCUCUGCCUGUUUGAUUUAUAAUUAGGUUUAGCCGAUCUCCAGUUUAUGGAGAUGGAGGCCACACGUAGAUCUAUCUUGGACCGCUCGAGGGAGCCAGGCGCAAAGAAACCUAGACUGGCAGAGGAGAGCGAGCGGGACCGCGGCCAUUCCGUCGGCGUCACAUCUGAUCGGAGUCGUUCCUUUUCGCAGGCCAGGCCGGCAGUCGGCAGCGGCGGAGGCAACCCGAGAUUUAAGGCGAGCGAGAGGGAGGAAAGGGAGGAAGUGGGAAGAGGGGGAGCGUCUUAUCAGCAGCAGCAGCAGGAGUUGGUGGCGCAAUACAGGACGGCACUCACGGAGCUGACUUUUAAUUCGAAGCCUAUUAUUACUAAUCUUACGAUCAUUGCCGGGGAGAGCCUACAUGCUGCUAAGUCUAUUGCUGCCACUGUCUGUGACAAUGUUCUUGAGGUUCCUACUGAGCAAAAGUUGCCAUCUUUGUAUCUUCUUGAUAGCAUCGUGAAGAAUAUUGGAGGAGAUUACAUUAAAUAUUUUGCGGCAAGAUUACCACAGGUAUUCUGCAAAGCCUACAAACAAGUUGACCCUUCCAUACAUCAUAGCCUGAGGCAUCUAUUUGGAACAUGGAAAGGGGUAUUCCCCACUUCUUGCCUCCAAUCAAUUGAGAACGAAUUGGGCUUUCAACAUGUUGUAAAUGGUUCAUCUGGAAGCACCGGAACAAGGCCAGAUGCUCAUUCACAAAGGCCAUCCCACAGUAUUCAUGUUAAUCCAAAGUAUUUGGAGGCUAGACAACGCUUUCAGCAAUCCACAAGGGGGAAGGAAAUAAGCAGCGAAGACAUUGAUGAAGUUGUUGCACCAGUUGAUGAUACAGAAAGGUCCAUUCGAAAUCCUAGUGCUGGGAGUAUUAGGCAGUGGUCUGAAUUAUCUAAUAAGGAUGUUCAACUCCCUCAAAGGGAACAACCAAGUGACUUUAUUAAUGAGAGAAAAGGUUACAAGGAUAUAAGAGAUCCUGUUUUUUCUUCUCAAGUUCCACGACAGCAAGAUAUGGGAGUGGGGAGGAUCAGUGGCCGGGUUAAAGAUUUAGAUGAACUAAGGAGGACCGUUGAUCAGAUUAGUGAGUUAGAUGAACCAAACAAACCCUAUUUUGAGACCGGUGUGGCAGCUCAAUCAACAGUCUAUAGAAGAAAUGGUUUUGAUGCAAAUCAUGCUUAUGGUAGCUAUCGAGCAUUAAAGUCUGCUCCAAAUAAUAGUCAGGUAGCUUCAAUCCAUUCUAAUAGAACAAACUGGCCGGUUUCUAAAAAUUGGAAAACUUCUGAGGAGGAAGAGUAUGUCUGGGAUGAAAUGGGUUCCAGAUCAGCAGAUUAUGAGGGAGCAAGAAAUAAAAGAAACAGUUUGAGUACUGAUGAUCAGGACAAGUUACCUGGCUUGCAAAGUCGUGAGUGGAUGCCCAUGGAGACUGAUCAAGUUGACUCCAGAUUAAAAAAAAUUGAUGCAGUUAAUCCGCGUUCAAAAACUGUAGGAAUAGAAGAUAGAGUUCAUUUCACAAGCGAUGGUGAAGAGCACUAUUCACAACAACAUCACCAAGAGAUUGAGCCGAGAGUAAAGAAGGGUACAUGGCCUCUGCCUCUGCGUGACCGACUACUGCCAGCUCUUGGGUUAGAUCAUACGAUAUCAACGGUUUCAGGUCAAACAGAGUGCAGGCCAACACCUCUUGGUGGUGCUUUAUCUACUAAUAAUGAUAAUUCAAUCAUGCCCAAGUCUGGAUUACAAUCUACUCUUCCUUCAAGCUUGGGCUCUUCUAUAGAUGGAUUAGGAUCGGGUGGAGUUUUAGGGCAGCAGAGGCAACUGCUUCUGCGAUCUCCUUCACCCGUCUUUCCUUCCAUCCCAUCUGCUCCCCUUCAAAAACAGAAACUACGUGGUCUAAUGGACCAAGAUUAUCUUCCAGUUCACUCAUCUCAAAUAGGUCAGAAAUCAAGCCAGCUUGCAGACCAGUUAAACAGGGAUCCAUUUGCACCAGCCAUUCAUGACUCUUUUCCAGUUUUAUCGGAAAAACCAGUUCAAAAGACUCAUGCGACAUUUAAUUCACAGCCUUCCCUGCCACUUACUUCUUUGCCCGUCUUAUCACCAUAUCCGGAGCAACAUAGGUCUUCAUUGCGACAGUCUCAGCCUGAUCCAUUAAUGCAGGCUGUCCAGAAUGAGACCUCAGCACCUGUAUCCCAGGGUUUUAGCCCUAAUAAGUCAAAAGGAUUGUCUGGUGUGAUGCACUCUAAUUGCCCCAUUGAUGUUUCUAGGCAAUCCAACAACAGUAAUUUAUUGGCUUCAAUUUUGAGUACUGAUGUUUUGCCUGACAAACCAGCAAGUGGUUUGAAUAUAAUACAUCCUCCCCUUCCAAGUGGUCCUCCACCCGCACAAGCGUUGACCUCCUCUGCUUCUUUGCCAACUUCAUUCGCAGAAAUGACAUCUUCUCAUGGCAUUGCUCCUGCUUUUGCACCCCUUUUUCUAGGAGGAGGCAGGCUACCUCCAUUGCCACCUGGUCCUCCACCUUCAAUAUCACUAGUAGGCACCUCUUCACAAACCAUCAACUCAGCUAGCAUUGGUCUGAAUCCACUUUCGAGCCUCCUGAGCUCAUUAGUUGCAAAGGGCCUAAUAACCUCGGCAUCGACAAAAUUGCCAACCAUUACUUCUAGUCAGAUGUCAAAGGAAAGCUUGAGUCAGAACAGUGAUCUAGAUGCAAGUACAUCUACCCCACCGCUUUCUUCGAAAGAGCUUAUAAUCUGUUGUGAGGCAUCUAGUCCGCACCGAGCCUCCUUGGAUGACAGUCUGAUAGGUAUUCAAUUCAAGACUGAAAUUAUUCGCGAGUUUCAUCCUUUGGUGAUUGAUAGCCUCUUAGAUAAUCUAAAGCAUCGAUGCAUGAAAUGUGGUCUGCGAUUGAGACAUCAACAUGAGCUUCAGAGUCACUUGGAUUGGCAUAACUCGAAUGACUCAGAAAUAAGUAGUAUGGACAAAGCGUGUCGGAGAUGGUAUUCAAGCAUCAGCAGCUGGAUUUCUGGAGAUGUCACGCCACCAUGUGGGCCAGUACCUAUCAUUCCCAUAGAAGCCGCACCUUCUCAAGUGAUACCAGAGCCUAUGGUUACUGCAGACGAAAGGCAAAGCAUAUGUGCUCUUUGUGGAGAACCAUUUGAGGACUUCUAUUCUAUUCAGAGGGACGAAUGGAUGUACAAAGGGACUACUUAUCUGAACCUAACGGAUGAGAAAUGUGUUUCCAGAGGCAUGGAAAAUAGCAUAGUGGAGGUCCCCAUUGUGCAUGCUAAGUGCAUUUCAGCAUCUGCCGUUAAUGGAGAUUUUACUCGGUACAGUUGACUAAUAAUGGAGUUCAAUCUUCCCCUUCAGUUCGGUAUGAACUGUGUUUUGCAUCUGAAACUCAUUAUGCUUAAUGAGCUGCACUGUAACGGCUCCUGGCAAUGGAAGCGGGGGCAUUACUGGUUUGAGGUUUGCUGGUUGCUUUUGACACUCUUUUUGAAUUUCAUUAAGUUUGAUAAUAUGAAUAUAUGAAUCAUUUUGAUAGUGUUAUUUGUGCAUCAUAUAAAAUUUGCAAGAUAUAGACAUGAAAAUAGGGUUAAUCAUGAAUUUGUGCUAAUAGUUGAAGUUAGAAAAAAAAAAUUUAUUUUUUUUUAGUCAACGGUGAUGAAGAGCUCGUUCAGUUCCAGCAACAAAUUUUAAAUGCUUUUUUUUUGUAGAAAACCAAAAAACACAACGAAAUAUCUGGAUGGAGAUAUGGUUUAAUAAAGAUGAGGGAUGAUUGAUCUUGAAAUUGUGACUUAGAUGAUUCGACGUGGAGAGCUGCUUAGUUUAGGGAAGAUGUUGUUUGUUGUACCAAAUUAAUUGAUAGAAAACAUUUAAUUUGUAUCAUUGUUAUCUUACCUAAUCUCUAUAUAUUCUUAGGAGCAGUUGUGACUACCCUUUUUGGGCUGUAUCAGCGGUUUUGUGGCAAAUAUUUAUUUUCUUUUAUCGAACUGUAUGUAUUUGAAAUAAUUUUGUUUUGCCCUAAGAAGGACAUAUGCAUGUAUGAAACAUGGUUUAGCAUCUAUAUAAUUCUUCUGCAUUUGGAUUA